This is a messenger RNA of Boleophthalmus pectinirostris (great blue-spotted mudskipper), 911 nucleotides long. RefSeq names its product Epstein-Barr virus induced 3 (gene ebi3). The coding region runs from base 192 to 896 and encodes 234 amino acids. The record is from RefSeq and is a predicted model, not a curated record. Lineage: Eukaryota; Metazoa; Chordata; Actinopteri; Gobiiformes; Gobiidae. Gene Ontology annotation, molecular function: protein binding; cytokine receptor activity. Gene Ontology annotation, cellular component: membrane. The transcript has 6 exons.
UGGUUCAAGGAGAUUCCUGUUUCACUUUGACACAUUCAGACAGUUUAAAGGCAGAAAUGGAAGCAGGUGUUUCCUCAGUCUUAUCUCUGAACUUUGUCUUGAGGAGCAAGGGGAGGUAUCAGCGGAUUAUUUUCAGACAGAAGCAGCUGGUACUUUAAGGUUUGGUCGUCGUUUGCUCGUCUGCUGCCGUCAUGUUUGUCCAUGUAGUGACUCUUUUGUGUGUGUUGGGAGCUCAGGCCGUAGAGCUGCACAGAGUCGGCCACACCACAUCCACAGUUGCUCGUCCCGCUCCCGUCGUCCAGUGCGUGUGCUCCAGCGUCCCCAACCAGACCCUGUGCUCGUGGGCGGAGCCUCCACAAGCCACGCCCCUGCAUUACAUCGCCACGUACAGUGAGAGGCAGAGGCAGGCAGAGACCCGACCGUGUGUCCUCAUCCCCCCUGGAGACCCCCACUCGCAACUCAACGUCACCCUGCCGCCCUCUGCUCGCGAGCUGUGGCACUGUCACCUGCCCGAGAUGAAGCUGCUCACAGAUUACAUCAUGAACGUGACGGCGGUUUAUCCAGGAGGCAGCAGCUCUCACCUCUCCACCUUCAUGAUGGAGGACAUCGUGAAGCCGGACCCUCCAGAGUCCGUGCAGGUGUCAUGUCUGAACCCCGGGACCGUGCUGGUGCAGUGGGAGCCCCCGUCCACCUGGGCUCACAGGGACAUCUUCCCCCUGAAGUACGAGCUGCUGUACCAGUGGAGGAGCAGAGGACAGAUCAGGUCCAACCAUGUAAGAACAAGACAUACUUUUACUACUACUUAUACUACUACUUACUCUAUUUACCACCAUGCACUACUACUUAUAGUACUGCUUAUACUGAUACUGCAACUACUACUGAAAUUUUCUCUUUAGUUUACAACUAUUAUC